Messenger RNA from Lentinula edodes (shiitake mushroom), 1146 nucleotides. RefSeq names its product Manganese/iron superoxide dismutase. The transcript has 3 exons. The coding region runs from base 1 to 1146 and encodes 381 amino acids. Gene Ontology annotation, molecular function: metal ion binding; superoxide dismutase activity. Gene Ontology annotation, biological process: superoxide metabolic process. The record is from RefSeq and is a predicted model, not a curated record. NCBI's taxonomy places the organism in Eukaryota, Fungi, Basidiomycota, Agaricomycetes, Agaricales, Omphalotaceae.
AUGCAUCGUUCACCUGUCGUCCUCGGACGACGACGACUCCAAAACACCUUGUCGCGUUUUCCUUCCACUUCCACUUCCACUCUCCCUCUCCCUCUCACACCCCCCACCACCCGCUCCCUGCACACCCCCAAACCCCUCCCCUACGACCCCGCCCUCGGCCUCGGCGACUUCCUCCCGCCCCCCGCCCUCCACGUCGUCGCGGUGGAGUACCAAAAAGGGUUAUUAGAUAGGUUAAACGAAGAAGUCCGGGGCACGGAAAUGUCCGAUAUGUCAGUAAUGCAGACGAUUGUCUCCAGUGCGACGGAUCGAACAAGGGUGUUGGCGUUUAAUUAUGCGAGUUUGGCGUUGAAUAAUCAUUUUUUUUUGGAUAAUUUGAAACCCCCCACCCCCCCUUACGCCUCGCACCAACACCUGAUCUCCCCUACCCUCUCCGCCGAGAUCCGCGCCCAACACGGGUCCCUCGCCCAGCUCAAAUCCAGCUUCAGCGCCGCCGCCACGGGCCUCUUCACCUCCGGCUACGUGUGGUUCGUCACCGACGCCGCAGGGAACACCGGGGUGGUCCCGACCUUCGGCCCUGGCUCGGUGUUGGUGCGGAGUCAGAUAGGGGAUCCGUUGGAGGAGGAUGAUCCGUAUUAUGGGGAGUGGGUGAAAGAGUUGGAGGGGAUGCAGAAGGAGGCAGAGGCACAGGCAGAGGGGGGUACGAGUGGUGUGUCUACUGCCACUGCCCAGGACGGGGAGGACGGGAACGGAGAGGAGAACGGGGAAGGGGAAGGAGAGGAAGACGACCUCCUCACCCGCUACACCACACCCCCAACCACCCUCUCCCACCCCACCGCAUUCAACCUCCUCACCUCUUCCUCCCCCUCUUCCCCCUCCUCUCCCACCUCCUCCUCCACCCCCCCACCUCUCUCCACCUCCCCCUCCGCCUCCUCCCGUCCGCGCUCCACCACCCGCAGUCAAUCCCUCACCCUCACCGCGACCGCCGGUGACACGCUCUACCCUCUCUUCUGUGUGUCGGUGCACGAGCACGCGUGGCUGAGCGCGGGGUAUGGGGUGUGGGGGAAGGAGAGGUGGGUGAGGGGGUUUUGGGAUGUGGUGGAUUGGGGGAAGGUUAGUAGGGCGUAUGAGUAUUUUAGGGUGAGGUAG